Molecule: messenger RNA, 610 nt
Organism: Gracilinanus agilis (Agile Gracile Mouse Opossum)
Lineage: Eukaryota; Metazoa; Chordata; Mammalia; Didelphimorphia; Didelphidae
Gene: RPP14
Product: ribonuclease P/MRP subunit p14
Exons: 6
Coding region: 191-583 (130 amino acids)
Biological process (GO): tRNA 5'-leader removal
Cellular component (GO): ribonuclease P complex
Source: RefSeq, a predicted model, not a curated record
CACACACCCUCCAACCCACAGGUUUACUACGCUCGUGUCUCCCGGCUUGGUCCCGCAUGCGUGGGUCUGUUCCGGUUGUACAAGUGUGGGCGCGUGUGCGCCCGCUCCCAGACCACUUUGAGGUGUUGGAACCUCUGUCCCCGUGGGCUCCCCAAGAGGUGAAGGGGCAGCCCAAGGUCCAAUCCAUACUAUGAGACACGAGACUGAAAAGGCACCGGCAGCAGCCACGUUCCAAAGAAUUGUAUACAGAAAUCCUUCUGAGCACCAUUACCUGAAAGUCCAGCUGGAGUUUCAAGAGCAGGGACCCCGACUGACUGCUGCCCAGUUCAAGCAACUCAUUGUGGUGGCCUUGAAGGACCUGUUUGGAGAGGUCGGCGCUGCCUUACCCUUUGAUGUCUUGACAUAUGAAGAAAAGACCUUGUCAGCAAUUCUGAGAAUCUGUAGCAGUGGUCUUGUGAAGUUGUGGAGCUCUCUAACACUAUUGGGGUUCUUUCAGAACAAGAAAUGUGCCUUCAGAGUGAUGCAGGUUUCUCCAUUUCUUCUUGCAUUGUCUGGUAAUAGUAGAGAAUUUGUAUUAGAAUAAUAGAAAUUGAAAUUAAAUUCAGUGGAA